This is a messenger RNA of Engraulis encrasicolus (European anchovy), 630 nucleotides long. RefSeq lists its product as uncharacterized. The record is from RefSeq and is a predicted model, not a curated record. The coding region runs from base 1 to 630 and encodes 209 amino acids. NCBI's taxonomy places the organism in Eukaryota, Metazoa, Chordata, Actinopteri, Clupeiformes, Engraulidae. The transcript is spliced from 3 exons.
AUGCACAUGGACAUGAGAAUUAUAUUUGUAUGUGUGCUCAGGUUUGAGGGCGAUGACGAUGAUGAGAUCUGGAACGCUAUCAGAGGCAUCACGAACGCUGGAGACUGCCAUCUCAGUGACGCCUCCAGCACUGAGUUUAAUCAAGACCCUGACGAAGGACCGAGCAUCCGUGAUUUGAACGAUGAUCACAGCCUUCUUGCGGCCUUCAGUGACCCUCGUCUCAGGAGAAACUUGAGAAAGCCAACCACCACCGCCAAAGGCAUCGACAAUGCCAGCCUCCGCCCAGUGAGGAAGCUCACAGUGAUGGUGCCGACAUGCUGGAACGAGCCCGUGGACAGCCAGGAGACCUCCGAGGGGGAUGACUGCCCGGCCUCCACUGACCAUGAGUCACCCGUCCUGGACAUUGCUGCAGCUGAUGCAUCUGCCGACUCCCCUCAGCAGCAGACACCCACCCAGCAGCUGCUGCAGGACCAGGCUGUUGUUGAGGAGGAUGCAGCCGAGCGAGGUAGUGGAAGUGGGAAAUUUGGGGUCUGCGUGGAGGAGGGCACACAGAGAGGAGAGAAGAGGUUCUGCUGCCCCUUUCCUGAGACGCCUGGGCAAGACCCUCAGGAGCCUAGGACGGAGAGGUAG